AAUGUAGCAGCUUAUUAUCUCCCUUGACAUGAAAGAUGGCGAACCAGCAGUAUCAACAAUAGAGUGAUGAUAUACGUUCCUUGUUUCUCUAAAAUUUUAUGAGAAGACGGCUUUGAAAUUUGAACAACGCAGUAUGGAUAGAAAACAACACCAGAAUGUUCAAGAGAGCGGUACUUCGUCUACAGCACAAAAAGUGGGGAGUACCGAUUCUCUUUCUGCCCCUGAGAUGGGGGUUGGGUCACUCCUUGAGUCGCUAAGCGUUAGUUCAAAAGGAAGCAAUGGAUCACCAUCAAAAUCACUUUGCUCUUCGGCAUCCACGUCAUCAGAAAAUGUUGAGAACAUGGAGAUGAAGGAAAAUACAAAACAAGGCUUGGCAGAUGAAAUACCCCUUUUGGAAGGAGAAUCAGUUAAAGGCAUAGAUCCAGAUGUGACAUAUCUGUGCCCUUAUGGUGUUCCUAUUCGAGGGACAUUGACUGUUACAAACUACAAACUUUACUUCCGAAGUCAGGAUCGAGAGCACCCAUUGAUUCUGGAUGUACCUCUGGGUGUGUGUAGUCGUGUGGAAAAAAUAGGAGGCUCUACCAGCAAAGGAGAGAACUCUUAUGGCAUAGAUAUUCAUUGCAAGGACUUUCGCCAUCUUCGAUUUGCUCAUAAGCAAGAGAACCAUUCAAGGCGGCAAAUUUUUGAAAAAAUUCAACAGUAUGCUUUUCCAAUUACCUACAAAAAGCCAUUUUUUGCAUUUGAGUUUCAAGGAAAAUAUGAUGUAGAAGAUGGCUGGCGAAUUUAUGAUCCUAUUGUGGAGUACAAACGUCAGGGUUUGCCAACUGAAAGCUGGAGAAUUACACGUAUCAAUGAAAACUAUGAAAUAUCAGAUUCUUACCCAGCAAUACUUGCAGUGCCUACAGCAGCCAGUGAUGAUGAUCUUAGACAUAUAUCUGACUUCAGAACUAGAAGCAGAUUUCCAGUUCUGUCUUGGAUCCACCCAGAGUCACAGGCAACAAUUACCCGAUCCUCGCAGCCUAUGGUAGGUGUGGCAGGCAAGCAUAACAAAGAAGAUGAACGGUACAUCCAGAUGAUAAUGGAUGCCAAUGCUCAGUCACACAAGUUGUACAUUAUGGAUGCCAGACCAUUUGUCAAUGCUGUUGCCAACAGGGCAAGAGGGGGAGGAUUUGAGAGCGAAGAUUCAUAUCAAAAUGCAGAACUGAUUUUCCUAGACAUUCACAACAUUCAUGUCAUGCGGGAGAGCUCCCGUAAGCUGAAGGAGGAAUGCUUCCCUGCCAUUGAUGAGACUCACUGGCUGUCCAAAAUUGAGGCCACUCACUGGCUUGAGCAUAUCAAGGUGAUCUUAGCAGGUGCAGUGCGUGUAGCUGACAAAGUAGAGAGUAACAAGACAUCUGUUCUCGUACACUGUAGUGAUGGCUGGGACAGGACAGCGCAACUGACAUCACUGGCCAUGCUGAUGCUGGAUCCCUACUACCGCACCAUCCGUGGUUUUGAGGUACUGGUGGAGAAGGAGUGGAUCAGCUUUGGACACAAGUUCAAGCAAAGAGUGGGACAUGGUGAAGACAAGCAUUCUGAUGACAACCGCUCCCCAGUCUUCCUGCAGUUUAUUGACUGUGUGUGGCAGAUGACCAAACAGUUUCCAAAUGCCUUCGAGUUCAAUGAACACUUUCUGAUUACUAUCUUGGAUCACCUGUAUAGCUGUCUAUUUGGUACUUUUCUCUACAACUGUGAAAUGCAGCGAGUCAAAGAGAAAGUCAGUGAAAGGACAGUAUCAUUGUGGUCAUUCAUCAACUGCCAAAUGGAGGAGUUUACCAACCCACUAUAUGCAGCUUAUGUCCAUGCACAUGUGUUGCUCCCAGUAACUAGUCUGAGGCGCAUUCACCUGUGGACUGGUUACUACUGUCGAUGGAAUCCACGAAUGCGGCCACAGGAACCUAUCCAUUACGGAAUCAAGGAGCUGUUGGUGCUGAAAGCACAGCUACAAAAGCGAGUGGAAGAGCUACAGAGAGAACUAGCCUCCAAGCAGGCUCGCGCCAAACUACAACCUUCCCCUCCACGCAUGUCCGUCUCCAGUGAACAUAUGAAAAGCUUUACUUUUCUCUGGAUUAUUUGGAGUAGCAUUUGGACCACAAAUGAAUUUUGCUCCUUUGUCCGUAACCCAUCCAUCAAUUUUGAAAAGGUGGAAAAAAAAAACAGUAUAUUACCUGGAUGUAAAGACUGGAAUAUUUGUCAUUUUUGGUCACAUGUGAAUGAAGUAUAGGAAAUGUUCCAAGUUUGAAGUUCUGUGUUCGUGGGGAAAGGGAGUUCCAAAGAGCUGUCAUAGUGCUACAUUUUGCAUAAUGUUUACAUUUGUGUGGGACACAUGUGCUAAUAGCUUUGUCUCGAUAUUUUGGUUACUCAUAAUAAUGUCACCCAUUUCUGAUUAUUUUAUAUUUUUCGUGUUUCUCACAUGCCUUCCUCUUCUUCUGCAUUAUAAUUACUUAAAUUUACAUAUAAACAAAUACAUACUGCAUUCAUUGUGUUUUGGGGACAGAUGAGCUAUUACUAAGAACUAGGAUGAAUUUGUGCUGGAUUCAUGAAACCAUAAACAUCUGUCAACUGCCAAGAUAAAUACUUUUGUGGAUCAGUGGGAUUGGCAGCACUGUGAGGGUCAUUUUAAAAUUUGUAAAGUAGGUUGAGUAGAGUGAAACUGUUAAAAGCAUGUAUAUUAUCGUGGUACUUUUUAUUUAACAGAUUUGUGGAGAUGUUAAGUCCCAAAAGUCAAAUUUUAUUCAUAAAAUUUGAGGAAUAAACUUAAGAAAUUUUUGUGUUAUUUAAAAUUAAUUUGGGUCACCACAGCUAUGUUUGCAUGCUGUGAUACAGUAUUUGUGUAAAUAAAUUAACAUUUGCUUUGUUAAUAUGUUCCAUUUGUUUUGUCUCACAUGAUUGUACUUAAAUUUUGAGCAAAUUAAAAUCACAUUUUCAUAAAAAUUCAAGUUGUAUAAAUCAUAGUGAUUCAUUGUAAAGUGCAAUAGAAUCAAUACAUAUUCUGCAUUUCAUCAGUUACUUCCAUAGUUCAUAAAAAUAAAUUUGCAAUUUUGUUUAAAA
This is a messenger RNA of Pomacea canaliculata, 3090 nucleotides long. Its product is annotated as myotubularin-related protein 2-like. The record is from RefSeq and is a predicted model, not a curated record. NCBI's taxonomy places the organism in Eukaryota, Metazoa, Mollusca, Gastropoda, Architaenioglossa, Ampullariidae. Gene Ontology annotation, biological process: dephosphorylation. Gene Ontology annotation, molecular function: phosphatidylinositol-3,5-bisphosphate 3-phosphatase activity.